ACCCCUCAACUGCAAAUGUAGAAACUACAACAGUCAUCAGCCUUACAGAAGGCACCACAGUAGAUGAAAGAACAAGUGCAAGUGAGACAACAACAGCUGCAGAUAGCACAACAAUAACACAGGAAAUCACUACGACAAAGGAUAUUACAACCGAACCUCAAGAAACCCUUUCAGAAGUAUCUACAAAUGUGGACACCACAAUUUCCAUAGGUGUUACUGAGCCACUAUCUACAUCAGAUGAAACAACAAAUGUGGCUAAGACUACAACAUAUGGAAAAACAACAUUUUUAACUCAUGAAAUCAGUACAUCUGAAAAAAGCACAUUGUCUAUUACUACUUCACCUCUUAACUCAUCCAGUACUACUCCUAUGAGCAGUCAAGUAACUACUACACCACAGACUAUCACGGUGUCUACAUUAAAGACCACUGAAUCAAGUCAUGUGUCAUCCACAAUUAUUUCUACAGCCAGAACCUCUCUUCUAACCACAACCACUUCUGUCCUAAGCACUACUCCAAAAACAACCACAUCCACUAUACCAACCACAGCUAUGCAAACCACAACUUCACAAACUACAACCUCAACACCUUCAACUACUAUUUUACCAAGCACAGCCUCAACCAUUCCUACAUCAACAAUGAGUACACAAUCUACAACAGCAAAUGUUUGCAAAAACGGAGGUACCUAUGAUGGAAAUAAAUGUCUUUGCCUUGAUGAAUUUUAUGGGCCAAGCUGUGAAUUCAUCCUAGACAGAGUUGAAAUCGGAAAGACUGUUGACACCACAGUGCAAGUUGAACUCAAAAUCACUAAUAAAGAAUUUAUUGACGAAUACAAGGAUCCCGCAUCUAAAGAAUACCAGAUAUUUGAGAUCGAUUUCAAGAAGGAGAUGGAGUCAGUUUAUGGAAAUAUCCCCGGAUACAAAGAUGUUACGAUCAAAUCUGUGAGACCGGGAAGUAUCAUAGUGGACCAUGAUGUGAUUGUAGAGGCUGAAUUUAAGGAAAACGUGUCUCUGACUGUACAGUAUGAUGAGAUACUCAACAAUGUUGAGUUACAGCUGGAACAACUCGCUCAAGUGGAUAACUGCACAACCGGGGGCAAUUCUAGUUUGUGUAUCAGUAACCCAUCUGUAGAGCCAAAGCCUCCAAAGUCUGAAGCGGAACAAUGCCGUGAAAGAUUUGAGCUUGGCUUCAAAGAAUUUUACACCCCUGUGAUCACGGCAGAUGGUCUAAUAUGCGUGUCUGACUGCGAUCCAAGCUCCAGAAAUUAUGUAAACUGUAGUACUGGUACCUGUCAAAUUCUGAAAGAUGAAGGCGCGCAGUGCUAUUGCCCGGACACGGACAUCUAUAUGUAUAUGAAGCCGCAGUGCAGAGGACGAGUGUUAAAGGCCGGAUUAUUGGGGGGCAUUGGAGCUGCCACCGCCGUCUUCUUCAUUGUCAUCAUCAUUGUGGCCGUGUUCUUAUACAGAGCAAAGCAACACGAGAAAUCGGAUGAUUUUUUCAGUAAUCAGGGAGAUGUCUGGUACGAAGAUAAUGAAGAGUGGAAUUCAUCUGAGGGAUUUACCUUCCAGAAUGAAGGAGCUGGAGAAGACGGCUCGAGCAGAAUAAAUAGUUACUCAUCAAGUAAGGAAGCUUUCCAACCCAGACUAGAAAAAGUAGACACAACUACCAAGAUGACGAUACAGCGUCCUGAAGUUUCCCAAAUAUAAUCCUUCUUGACACCCUCCAUGUUUCUUGACACUUUCCGGCAGAAAACAGAAGAGACCUACAGAAAAAUCAGAAGCAUUGGGCCCCAAAAGGCAUACUUAAUUGGGAACAGGGGUGCUCUCAUAGGUUUCGGCCAAUGGGAUACCGGCAAAAGAUACUCAUCUACCCCUUUGAAACCCCAGUGUCAUGAUCAGGACAAUUCUGUAGAGGAUUUCAGGCAGGGUCCAGUUAGCUUGUGGGUUAUUGUAGCCCCCUAGUGGCCAAAAUGUGAAAUUGCACGCAAGCAAAUGGUCCUUAAAUUUACAUUUUCAUUCCCAGUGACAAUUAUAUGAUUGAGGAGGUAUUAAAAAUGGAAAGGUGAUUAUAAGCACUUUAUUAAUAGAGUACAAUGUAUUUUCACAAAUCCUGUAACUAUGACAUUUAUUUUGUACAUUUUACCAGCUUUACUUAUGUCAACCAUGAUUUAAAUUUAUCAGGAUUGAUUUUAAAUAUAAAUAUAUAUUUUGUUUGUUUGUUUUGUUUUUCUAUAGCUGCGACGGGUGAAUGGGCGAUUCCAACGCAGUGUAUACUGUAUUUUAUUGUGCAUUUUCUUUUAAAGUGAUUUCUACAGAAGAUAUUUUAUAUUUUAUCGCAUGCAAAAAACUUUAAUUAAUUACAUGAAUGUCUUUAUUUAUUACAGUUUCUAAUUAUUCAAUGUUAUGACACCAAAAUACAAGGAAUAUGUUUAAAUAAUAAAGCAAAAAAGGUGCAAUAAAUUUCCAAUAAAUUCCAACCUGUGCCCAACAGGUUAAAUUACAGGUUCUGCAUUUUUUGGACUGCAACUCCCUUUCAUUAGAUUUAAUUUUUAAAAUAUAUGAAUGUAUUUGCACUAAAAUAACAUGAUGAAAAACUAAUUUUGAAACUUUGGAAAACUAUAAUAAAUGUUUAUAUUACGCAGAA
Messenger RNA from Spea bombifrons (plains spadefoot toad), 2640 nucleotides. RefSeq names its product mucin-3B-like. Lineage: Eukaryota; Metazoa; Chordata; Amphibia; Anura; Pelobatidae. The transcript has 11 exons. Bases 369 to 1703 code for a protein of 444 amino acids. The record is from RefSeq and is a predicted model, not a curated record.